Molecule: messenger RNA, 1633 nt
Organism: Epinephelus lanceolatus (giant grouper)
Lineage: Eukaryota; Metazoa; Chordata; Actinopteri; Perciformes; Serranidae
Gene: lrrc10b
Product: leucine rich repeat containing 10B
Cellular component (GO): cytoplasm
Molecular function (GO): protein binding
Source: RefSeq, a predicted model, not a curated record
CGUUUGCAGCCGGGGGCUUCAUAAACAAGAUAACAGCAGCUCCCGGGCGGAGGGUUAACUUGUCACAGACACUGCCUCAUCAAAUGACUCUGUCCUGACUCAUAUAGGAGUCAGGGGCCGCAGGCCACAGCAUGGGUAACUCCUCCAGGAAGGGAGAGGGGGAAGAGGAAGAGGAGGGGGCGAAGGAUGGUGAGGAGGGAGAAAUGACAGAGAAGAAGAAAGAAGAAGAGGUGGAGGUGGAGGAAGAGCUUCCACUAGGGGUGGAGGAGUUGUUCGAGAGUGGAGAUCCCGUGCUGGACUUGAGCUACCGUAAAUUUAAGCGGUUGCCUUUGCGUGUGAGCGGACUGUUGCAUCUGGAGAAGCUGUACGUUUGUGGGAACAGCCUGCGCACGCUGCCUGACAGCAUCUCUCAGCUGCAGGGCCUGCGAAUCCUCGCCCUUGACUUCAACAAGAUGGAAGACGUUCCACCGGCUGUCUUCCAGCUCACUAACCUCACCCGCCUCUACCUGGGCAGCAACCGGCUCAUGACCCUCCCGCCCGAGGUGAAGAACCUGCAGAGUCUGCGCUGCCUGUGGGUGGAGAGCAACUACUUUCAAAGGUUUCCACGGGAGCUCUACGACCUGCCUCACCUCAAGUCCCUGCAGAUUGGGGACAACCGGCUGAAGACGCUGCCCCCUGACCUCUGGCGUAUGGAGGCUUUGAGGGGAUUAUGGCUCUACGGGAACCGCUUUGAAACCUUCCCCAGAGUCCUGCUACGCAUGGAGGGUUUGGAGAUUUUAGAUCUGGAUCGCAACAAAAUCUCAGAGUUUCCCAGCCUGAAACGUCUCCACGCCCUGCGCCUCUUCUCCUACGACCACAACCCAGUGGAAGCCCCGCCUAAAGUGGGCGAGGAGGUGCUCGUGGUUGGGGAAGGCGCAGCGGAGUUCUUGGAGGCUCGUGAGGCCAGGAAGGAGAGACGACGAAAGGCCGCAGAGCAAGAGGCGGAGGAGCUGGCUCUGGCAGGAGAGGAGCCCGUUAUUCACGGUAUCCUAAAGAACAGCAACUCCAACUCAAAACAAGCGGCGGUGACUGUAGAGGAAGGAGACAUUAAAGAGGAAGAGGCAAAGGAGGAGGAGGAGGGUGUGGAGCUGCCCAUCACCGAGUACGACGGAGCUGAGCUUGAAUAUGACGAGGAGCUUGUUGAGUAUGAGACAGAGGAGCUGAUAUGUGAGGGAGAGGGGUUUGAGUAUGAGGGCGAUGAGCUGGAGUACGAGAGGGCUCAGAUGGACUAUGAGUACGAGGAGCUGGAGGACCCAGGGAGACAAGAUGAAGGGGCAUGAAUAACCCCUCAUACAUCCAGACUCAGAUGAUCUGCAGGCAGGUGGAGGUAGAUAACAAAGAAGAAGCUGACACAAAUUAGCUGUGCUUAGGGAUGUCAGCGGUGAAACUGUUAAUUGAUUUACUGCUGAGAAUAUUUUUGACCUGUAAGGCAUGUCAGUGUGUAGGUUAAUUUUGCUACUGUUCAGUUUACUGCACUGCACACCACCUGGGUCUGGUGGGAGCAGGCCUCCAGGAAAGCAGCUCAGCCUGGCUUUCACUUUUUCCCAGUGGCCACUCGCAGUAUUGCAACAAAAAAUUCCCCUACAGCCUAAAA